GCCAAUCACAGACUCGGGUUUCCCGGAAAACUGUCAUGGCGGCGAUAAGCUAAAGUUUUGAUAUUUCGUCUGGAAAAAAAGCCAGUGUUUAGUUUAUAUGAGUAGAUAAAACAGUUGGGAACCGCGCAGGUCGUGGUAGAGCCCGGUCUCGGUAUGGAAGAAAAUCAGGAGCAAGAUCUACUGUACCAGCCGCUCCCACAGUAUGUAAGUGAGGAAAAGGAGAAGCUGGGAUUACAGGAGUUGAGCUGCCCUAAGGACAAGUUUGUGGAGUCCUUCUUAGACAGACACAUCCAGAACUUCAAGCCGAAUGAGAAGAAGGAGCUGAAGAAGUCUUACCUGCUUUUAGACCUACCCUAUAGACAGAAGCCCACUGUAGGCAAGAAGAAGAACACCUCUCACAGCAGGAAGAGAAGGGAGAAGAAAGUCUAUGACAUCCCUCCAGAAACACAAAAGUCAGAAGGGAGGAAGAAAGUCUAUGACAUCCCUCCAGAACACCAAAAGUAUUCAUUGUAUGUUCCUCUCCAUAACCUGUGGCUGCAGUACAUAAAGGACCUUCUGCAAGUUACACCCACAAGUAACUUGAACCUGAUGCAGAAGAAGAUGCUGAAGGCUGACCUUCAUGGAGCCCUGAUAACAGUGUGUAAGUCCAGAUGCCCAUCCUACGUAGGACUGACGGGGAUCAUCCUACAGGAGGGACAGAAAGUCUUCAAAGUCAUCACGAAGGAGGACAAGCUAAAGACUGUCCCCAAGGCCAACUCAGUCUUCUCCGUGGAGUUUGAAGGGCUGCGAGCUAAGAUCUAUGGGAACCACUUCUGUACGAGGACUGCCCAACGUGCCAGCAAGAAGUUCAAGCUGCCCAUGGUGAAGCAAACCAUCGACCUAUGAGGGGGAAUGCACUGUUAGAGAUUCAAAACCUCAAACGUGAUGGGAGAGAAGACAAUCCUUACUAUCUAUCAAGACUUUGGCCUUAGCAAUAAUGAUGGUUGCUUAUUUAGCCCAAGACUGUGUAUAUACCUGUAUUUAUGUCAUACAUGUACCUAGGCAGUGAUAACCUUCAAUACAGGCCUGUUAAAGACCAGUUGACUGUCAGACUUUCAAAACUUAGAACAUGACGGGAGAGAAGACAGUCAGUACAAUAUGUACCAUCAAUGGUGGUUGCCUCUUUAGCCAAAGGAUGUGCAGAUACAUGUAUUUAUAACAUUCCUAGGCUGUGAUAUCUUUGAUACAGAUUUUCUGUACCUGUUUGUAUUUUAUGGUACCCCGUGGGAUUCUACUUGUAUCACACAAGUCUCCAUCGAUUAUAUUUCAAACUCACUUUGCAUGCUGUGCAUGUGCACCACUGUCAAAACUUCAAAUAUCGGAUGCAGAUGUUGGAAUUGAUGUUCUUAAAAAUAAUGAAGGGUGCCAAAUUUUCUCAACUUCUGCAUUGAAAUGUGUGAUUUCUCAGACCAGUAUGAUAUAAAAGAAUAUAACAUGGUGUGUUUCGCAUCACUUUCUGGGCCCAGCCCUCCUAUCGUCAGAUCUGUAGUUUGGCUGCCACCUCAGGUGGUACAGAAUACACAGUGUAGUAUUCUCUUUGUAUUAAAUACAAACCUGACUUGCAUGCCAUGGUCACCAUCAGCAGUGUGUUUUAUCAAAUGGGAGAAUAUUUGUCAGAUUUGCUGAUAUCCAGGCAUUUUAAGUAGGCCUGGAGUAUGUAACAGGCUAAAGGAUGUAUAUACAAAAUGGAUAUAUUUGACUAGUUUGAUCAUGUCCAGGUGCUUUGUGUAUAACAGGUAGCCUUGACCAGGCUUCUUUUGCUGAGUAGAACUCUAACAGCUGUUAGAGGAGUCAUGGAUCUGGCACCUGGUGAAAGACUGGGGGCGAAUGUGCACUUUGUUCUCGAAAGUGAGUGACCUGUAUAACUGUGGAGGCCACAUUGGAGAAACUGCAGGAGUUGAACUCAAAAAUACUGUUUUAACAGUUAAACUCUUCUCCAAAACAAUUGGGAUUCACAUUUGUGGGGUUUUCAGUCAUGACUGUGUCAUUCCAUAGUACAAAGCGACCCAUUUCUUUGAAUGGGUGGGUCAAAGUUGCCUAGAAGUCUGUACCACCCACCACCUCCUGGUUAAGUGAAACUUGGUAUCCAUAAUCAUGUAGUCAAAUUUGUCUACAGUGGCCACUCAUGGUAUACUACUAGACAACUCUAAAUGCUUGGGUCAAUGGGGAAAAUGAUCUAAGGCACCACCAAACAAUGAUUACAAUGGCCAGGUAGUUUUUUUGCAUACACAGUCUCUAGUACAGCUUCAUUGUCAAAAACCAAGCAGAAGCCAUAUGUCUGCUUGGAGAUUAAUAGAUACACUAUGUUUUCUGACUAUUCUGAAAUUCCAUUUCCAAAUGCAACAAAAUUUGUGUACUCAAAUUAAGAACUUCCAGCAACACAUUUUCGUUUAUCCAUGGUGUGUAAUGAUGUUCACCAUGUUUGCAUCAAGAAAUGCCAUCAGAAUCAUGUCUUGGAAUCUAUUGUAUGUUGAAACAAGAUUAAGAAACAGUUGCAUUUAGUUAAACUUUGACUUUUGAAUUGACCAGCAUUUCUACACAUCUGUACAUACCUGUUUUCCUAUACAUAUUUUUUGUACUUGCACAAUAUAUUUGGUCAUUUGCAGCUGAUUUGUACUAUCGAGUAUAGCCGAAAACCUUUUUUAAUAACGAAGAUAGAUGCUUGUGGAGUUGUCAUCCAUAUAGUCAACUCAACAUGGUCUAAUGUUCUACAAAGGAUACCUUCAUUACUUUUAGAUCAGAUAGUUUUCAUCGCCAUCUAAUUCACUGUUAUUUACUGUUGGAGUUUUAAGCUCUGUACUAUACCAGUUACUUUCAUUACUUCCGAAAAUAAUUAUCCUAUAUCCUACUUUCAUUACUCUCAUACCAGCCAGAAGUGAAGGCCCAUUUUAGAAACCACCCACAUGACUUUGAUUUGUCAUUAUCUAUAAUACGUGAACAUCCCAGGAAUCCAGCUGGUGUAUACCUCUUACCAAAACUUACACGCUGCAGGAAUGUGUAGGUCCUGGGGGUUCUGUUAGCAUUCCGCUCAGUGUUUGACACACAUCUCACAUUUUCCUCCGACAAAUUAAACAGUUGGUCUGUAAAGUCUGAAA
This is a messenger RNA of Branchiostoma floridae (Florida lancelet), 3134 nucleotides long. Its product is annotated as ribonuclease P protein subunit p29-like. Gene Ontology annotation, molecular function: ribonuclease P RNA binding. NCBI's taxonomy places the organism in Eukaryota, Metazoa, Chordata, Leptocardii, Amphioxiformes, Branchiostomatidae. Gene Ontology annotation, biological process: tRNA 5'-leader removal; rRNA processing. Bases 154 to 885 code for a protein of 243 amino acids. Gene Ontology annotation, cellular component: ribonuclease P complex; ribonuclease MRP complex. The record is from RefSeq and is a predicted model, not a curated record. The transcript is spliced from 8 exons.